AGCUAAUGUAAGAUCGUAAGUAAAGAGCAGAUUCAUUAGUUGGCCAGAAAGGAUGGCAUUGUUGUCAAUAUGUAGCAUAUGUUAUCUAUGGUGACAAAUCUAAGAAUCAUGGGGGUGCUGCUGGCUGGCAUAAGUAAGGUAGUGUCGUUCAAGAUCCCGAAAAUGCUGAUAUAAUUACAAAUGGAUCUCAUGUUGGAGUGAUUAUUAAAGUUGGAUAAACAAUUUACGUUUAUCAUGCUCCUGGAAUUAAUAGUCCAAAUCCUAUUAAAGCAUACCCAUAUGCAGAUUUUAUAAAAUAUGUGAUAAAGAAUGGAACAUUAAGAUAGUUAUGAAACC
Messenger RNA from Paramecium octaurelia, 336 nucleotides. Lineage: Eukaryota; Ciliophora; Oligohymenophorea; Peniculida; Parameciidae. The record is from the annotation of a GenBank genome assembly.